AUGAUCCGUACCAUCAUGGAGAAAUCUCGAAGUAUGCUACACUACAAGGGCGUUUCAAUGGAGUGGUGGGCUGAAGCAGUCAAUACUGCGCUGGGUUUUAAAGUAAAGCCUACAUUAGACCACUUACGCGUAUUUGGUUCUCGCGGCUACGUCUAUAUAGACAAGGCAAAGAGGACGAAGCUUGAACCUAAGAGCUUUAGGUGUCUGCUGCUUGGAUACUCAGAAAACGUCAAGGGUUACCGUGUCUAUGACUUGGACGCUUCCAAGAUCAAAGUGUGUCGCUCAGUAAAGCUGGACGAGCGUGAGGUGGGUGGUAUCUACGUUACACUACCGCCUCAGAAUGAACCAGUCACCCAUGUUACCACGAACGUUGACUAA
Messenger RNA from Peronospora belbahrii, 378 nucleotides. Lineage: Eukaryota; Oomycota; Peronosporomycetes; Peronosporales; Peronosporaceae. The record is from the annotation of a GenBank genome assembly.